This is a messenger RNA of Oryzias latipes (Japanese medaka), 4802 nucleotides long. Lineage: Eukaryota; Metazoa; Chordata; Actinopteri; Beloniformes; Adrianichthyidae. The record is from RefSeq and is a predicted model, not a curated record.
AACUAAUCAUCUGGUUUAAAAGUUUACAUUUCUCUGCAUUUAUUUCGUUUUGGCAUUGACGUGCAUGUUUUUGUUAGGAUAAAAAAACCCACUCUGUUGACGUAUUGUAAUGUUCUAUAGUACAUUUGGUAUCUGAACGCUACAUUCCUCUGUUUUGCGCGUUGACCCCUGGGAGACGGAAGCUGUUUCUCUACAUGUAAACCUUGUCUUGUCUUUUUUAACAUUUUUUUUGUGUAGCCUUAAAAAGAGAUCUUUAAAUGUCUAUGUGUCUAUACUAGAAGUCAAAAUGUCUUUACAAUUACCAGUAGUUGUUAAAAGAAGGUUAUCUUAGGUAGUUUUAAAACUAAUUACACUAGUAAAUCAAGUGAAAAACUUUUAGUGUAAAAAAAGUUAUGUAAUUAAUUUCCCAUUUGCAUUUUGAGUUAUAUUUUAUGUUACAUUUUUACUCUGUACUUAUGGACUAAAGUGACUUGGUAUGAGGGUUGCGUUUUCAGUUGUGCAUGCCAUGCUUUCACUUUACUAAAAUAAAAUAUAUUAUUAGCUAUCAUUAUUGAGCCGUGUCGUCCUCAUCUAAAUGUCAAAUCCAGUGCAGUAAAUCUUUCACUUCAGAUUUUAUAUUCUGCUUCCAUAGCUGUUACACAGGAAGUGCCUUAAAAGUGGUACACAAGUCAUAUAUACUUCUGUCAUACUAUAAAGUAAAGGAUUGUUUUUAACUAACAUUAGCAAGUAAUCAGUAAUGCAUUGCCAUUUGGAAAUAACAACACUGCUCAUACACAAAUAAGGUUGAACAGUAUUGAGCUAUGGGGUCGACGUUGACAACCACUGAUGCCAAAGUAGCCCACUAAUGCUAAAGUUUAGAACUUUAGUUAUUUUUUGUUUUUUAAAUAGUCUGUGUAAAUACUACAAGCUUAAUCAUUAAACUUUAGAAAAGAGUUAUUUCAGCUAAUUAUUCAAUUUUUGUUUUUUUCUUAAUGAUCUCUUUUGAUGUAUGAAGAAAAUCUUUCAUACAGCUUCCGUGCUGCACCAGAGUGUACAUGAAAGUCCAGUGUAUUUAAAUGCGUCUUUGUGCUUGGCUGGCGAGGGUGUAAUUUGUCUUUUCAUGAGAUUUACAUUAAAUAAGAAGCAGCUAUUAAAAGCAGUUGUAACAAGAUGAUAAAUGGUGCAGUGGCGUUUUUUUCUUUUUUUUUUGUGAGCAGAUGAUCAAAUGUGUCAUAUGCCUCAGUGGUUUGUGAACAUUCAUGAAUGUCACUUCUCGUGAGUUCCUUUUCUUUUUCUUUUCCAACAGCAGAUGCAAUAAGCAGAGAUAAUUGGUGUGCUACUAAUUUACUUUAUAAAUGACAAAACACCAGAUGACUUAUUUUCUUGACAAACUGUUGAUGUGGAAUAUAAAUAUAUAUAUUAUGUUAUAUUAUAUUAAAUAAAAUAUAUGGGAAGUGCUUAGGAUUGUCAACAUGGAGGUGAAAUGUUUCUGGUUUGAAUCCUCAUUGAGGCUUUUCUUCCUUUGCUUGUAUCCUCUUUUAGUGAAACGCAUAAAAAGUGUGAUGUGUCAACGACCUCGCCGUUUAUGUUGUGCCAUAUCAUCCCCAAAAAGGGGAGUGGUGUGGGCAGAGCCCCCUCGUCUUUGUGGCAUGUGGCAGUGUGGUGCAGCAGGGGGAUGACUUUCCCUUCCAGUGCAAAUGUGCCUGGGAGUGCUGGCUGUUCACCUUUUCAGUGCACAGGCUCUUCCACGCUCUGCUGCCGUUACAAACAUCCUGUUCUUACUGUGAGAAUUUCACACACGGUCUCCAACCAUUCCUUGUGUUCAGACUGCAGUCUUUUUGAGCUGAUCCUGUACCCAAACUGGCCUAAACAGUGGUGGCAACAUCGUGCUAAUUCUGGACUCCUCGUGAGGAUACAUCCACUAAAGGAUGAGGCGAAGGCUUUAACAGAGAAUGCCAUAAACUGGAAGCCUCUUUGACGAGGUAUUUGGAGAUCUGCAAGACUGGGAGAAUCUACCAAGAGAAAGCCUUUAAAGCUAUAUAAAAAAUCAACCGCAUCCAAGAAUGAGGAUCAAGUACACCAUACUCGUUGUCUUCUUUGUGACUCUUGUAAUAAUUGAAAAAGAAAACAAGAUCCUCUCAAGAGUGUCAGAUAAGCUCAUCGUAAAGCAGACCCCCCAAACCCCUCUACAGCCCAGUGCCUUUGUCAAUAUUCUGCUGAAGUACAAUGCAACCUUCACUUCACUUGGCAAGGACUUCAUGCUCAUGAAGCGGCGCCUGGAGGACCACACUGUGGUCCGAGAUAGGACGAGAAGGACAAAGAAGCACAUUCUCUUGUUAGCUACCACCAGGACAGGUUCUUCCUUUGUGGGUGAGUUUUUUAACCAGCAAGGCGAGAACAUGUUUUACCUGUUUGAGCCUCUCUGGCAUGUUGAAAAGAUGCUAACCUUGGACACUGGCGGUACCAAUGCCACGGCUGCAGCAAAGGCGUACCGAGAAGUUCUUCAGCAGCUCUUUCUGUGUGACUUCUCCCUCCUGGAAAGCUUCAUUGAGCCCCUCCCUGUAGACCACAUCACCACAGCGCUUUUUCGCAGGGAGUCCAGCAGUUCUCUGUGUGAAGAGUCCGUCUGCAGCCCGUUCAUAAAAGGCGUCUUUGAGCGCUAUCACUGCAGAACCAGACGCUGUGGGCCUUUGAACCUGACCAUGGCAUCCAAGUCUUGCCAACAGAAAGAUCACAAGGUCAUCAAGUCUGUAAGGGUGCGCCAACUUGAGAAUCUCCGUUCUCUGGCCGAAGACCCUCGUCUUGACAUGAAAUUCAUUCAGUUGGUUCGGGAUCCUCGAGCUGUUUUGGCAUCACGCAUGAUAGCUUUUGCAAACAAAUACAAGAACUGGAAAGAGUGGGCUACGGGUGGGAGAAUACCUAUUGAUGAUGAUGAAGUGCGAAAGCUUAAAGGAAACUGUGACAACAUCAGACUUUCUGCUGAAGUUGGCCUGAAGCAGCCACCAUGGCUGCGGGGCCGUUACAUGCUGGUGCGGUAUGAAGACAUUGCUCGAUUCCCAAUGAGAAAAGCAACAGAGAUGUACAAGUUUUCAGGGAUCCCCUUCACUUCUCAGGUGAAAUCCUGGAUUCUGAGGAACACUCAUGCGUCAAAGGAGGCUGGCGGAGUCUACUCUACACAGAAAAACUCUUCUGAACAAGUAGAGAAAUGGAGGUUCAAUCUGCCAUUUAAAAUAGCUCAGGUUGUACAGAGAGUAUGCGGACCAACUCUGAAGCUUUUUGGAUAUAAAUUUGUAAGCAGCGAAAAAAUGCUCAAAGACAAGUCCAUUAGUUUAAUUGAGGACAGAAGGUUUAAUAUUUUUUAGAUUCGGCCAAAAACAAACUUAAAGGACAAAGGCAAAGGUCGGAAUUGAAAACUAUUCUUGCAAUAAAGUAUUAUUUAUUGAGAUUUUAUACUAAUACAUAUUUCUAUCAUUUUGACAGUUUUCUAUUCAAAACAUUUUACUAUUUAAUACGGUUUUAUGAGAAUUAUUUUUUUGGAAUUUGCUAUAAAUGUUGAUGAAAUGGCAGUGAAAACUAAAAUAUCCAUCUGAUAUCUGCAGGCCUGGCUGACUUUGAAUUCUGAAUACUGUUGGGUUUAUAUAACUGGUACAUGGCAAUCCUAAUGUCAUUUUGCUUCUCUUCAUCAACUAACUCCAGUUUUACCAAAUUUAAUAGUGUCUCAAAGAACUUAAAUUUGUUUAACAAUACGUAUGGCUGAAUGGGAAAAUUAAAACAGGUCAUUUGGCAAUUUUCUGGGUAUUGGGGGUAUAGUAACGUCCAUAGACUUGACCAUAUAGACCAGUCAUUAACCAAAAACUGAAGUGGUGUGGCAUUAUCAACUGGAGUUUAGCUGGUCCGGUAAAGUGAGAGCUUUGUUGGAGCUACACAUUGCCUACCCUUUCUGUCACCUAAAACCCUAAUUAUGUACAACCCCUCUACCCCUCACACAAACACACAUACAAACCAAUUAAGCAAAAAGUUUUAUGCCCCAAAAAAAGAAAAAAAAAUUAUGAAGAAAUAAGAGCUAAAUCGGGUUUUGGGGAAGUCUGACUUUUACCAUUGGUGUGUGAAUUGCUUCCUCCUAAUAACCAGCCUCCAGUGGUCAUUUGGGAAACUGCCACAUUUGGUGUUUCUGGGUCAAUCUGACACGUAAAAAAGUUUCUGAUGUUUAUUGCUUUAUUUUUAUUAUUCAUUAAAACAGUGUUUAUUUAUUUAUGCUUUCAAUAAGCACUCACAAUUAUAUCCUAGCUCACAUUUGCCCACACCCAUACUUUUCUGACAGGCUGGAAGGGUGAAUCAAUCUUUGGAUCCAACAAAGGUCUCACUACUAUUUGCUCAGGUUUUGAACUCAAUUCAACAUGGCUGCACCAUUUUAGGUAUCAUCUGGGCCAUCUAAAAUCCUACAGAUGACAUUGGAGAUUAUCAAUCUACUUCAGUCUAUGGUAAUUUACUUUUAUUUUUUUUCUCUUUUUCAGUUCUAUCACACUCCGCUAGAGUAUUUUUUGUUGUUGUUCUACCUUGUUAAGUGCCAUUGAUUGUAAAUGAAUGAAAAAUCUUUUUUUUUAAGUGUUUUUAAAGACUGUGAGGUUCUGUUACUUAUCUGUCACCGCUACUGUAUGCCAACAUUCCAACUGCAGCUGGUUUGCAGGAAUUUUUCAAAGUUUGCUUGUAGAUCUCUAUUGUGGUUUUCCAGAAUGGAGAUGUGAGUCCCUAAAAUUACAGCUAUAAAAACGCUCAAUAUUUUUGUUUUUGGGUGAGCCACAAUAAAUCUACCUUUACAUAAA